AAAUUGUAAAGUUACUAAAUAUAAUAUAGAAUUUUCAAUGUGAUCUUAUUCUAUUUUUAGUUACGAUUCCAAUGAACAGACAAUUCCAUUCAUUUUGUUAUAAUUAGAAGCAUCGAUCAAUGUCCAAAGAUAUCAUUCAUAACUGAAUCUGUUAAGACAUAGAAAUAACUUUGCAUCUUAAAGAACAUAAAUGUCUGUUUCUCCUGUCAUUUCUCUCCAUCUCCCAUUUUCUUUCGUUUUCUUCGCAUGCAUAGAGAAAAGAAAGGAUCAGCAACAAACCAGAGAAGCAAAAAGAACCCCCCAUUACACAGAAACAACACCAUCCCCGUCGGCAACGCAACCGAUAUCUCACCCAUCAAAACAAACAAACAAACAAAAAAAAAAGAUUAAAUAAAAAUUCAACAAUAUGAGCAGCAUUACAAGGAUUGGCAACGGCACCACCACCCAAGCUUGUGCUGCCUGCAAAUACCAGCGCAGGAAGUGCGCUCCUGAUUGCAUUCUCGCCCCUUAUUUCCCCCACGAUCGCCAGAGACAAUUCCUUAAUGCCCAUAAAUUGUUUGGCGUAAGCAACAUUACUAAAAUCAUCAAGAACCUUAACCAACCUGACAAGGACGAAGCCAUGCGUACUAUCAUUUUUCAAUCAGAUGUUCGUGCCAAUGAUCCUGUCGGAGGCUGUUAUCGAAUCAUUCGUGAGCUCCAACGACAGAUCGAAUUUCAUAAGAAUGAGCUUGAUCUUGUUCUUCACCAACUAGCCAUAUGUCGGGCACAAACUCAACAGCAGCAGCAGCCUCAUUUCCAAAUCCUUGAAAGUGAUGAUUCAGCAACGUUGGGUUGUGAUAUAGUUAAUGCCGACUCUUUGGAUAUCUACGAUCCAAUUUUGCAAUAUCAAUACGCACAAACACAAGAAGAAGAAGAAUUUGUUGUUCAAGAUAAUAAUCAACAACUACAAGAAAGUAUUAAUGCGUUGGCUAUUCAAGAAUCUAGUCUUUCGCCAUCAUCUCCAUCAUUGCAUCUUAAGCAGCCUUUUGACAACGAAUGUGACGAUAUCAAGCCACUCCUUGAUAUUAACGAUGUCAAGUUUGAGCCUGAAGAGUUAGUUGAAAGGAAGUUUCUGCAGUCGACCCAGUUAGUUAUUUCAUCGUAGUUCACCCCACAUUCUUCUUCAUCAUAUAUGCGAAAAAGAAGAGAUCGAUCGAGUAUUCUAUCUUCACCUCUUCUUUGAAUUUGCUCUGUCGAUAGAGGUGAACUCUUUUUUUUGUGUUUAUAUUGACAUAGUAGACUGAAUAUUUUGUGGGAUUCAAAUGACAUGUCUAAUUAUGAGUUUUAUAAGGAAACAGUUUUUUUUUUUUUUUUUUCCUUUAAUCAAAUGCAUAAGUUUCUCAGGAUGUAUGAGUAGGCCUAAACAGAAGUUAUAACAUUAUUAGCAUAUUGGUUACUGUAAUUCAAAGAUACACACAGCUAAGAUUUGCACCACAUUUUGGCAAAAGGGCACAGCAAUUCUGGUUUUGAGUUUUUCAAGAUUUCUAGUUUUUAUUUCUUACAGUAAAUGAAAAGAAGCCAUCUUUCAUUUGCAUGAGGAUUUCCUUGACAAGCCUUCCCUCAGUGGUAGUAACACGAUUUCUGCCUUGUCUCUUUCUAGGAAAUGGUUAUCUACUGCAAAAAUAUAUAUUUAUACCUAUAAUCUAAGUUGAUAAAAUGUGAGGGACACAUAUUUAUUAAAGUUAAAUAACUUAAUUUAGUACUUCUGCAUCCAAUGCAUUAUUCACACAAAAUGGGUGUCUCAUUGCCACUUUUAAUCCAACUUUAAGUGAGUUUGACGGUCAGUUGUAUUUUUAUUAUAUUGUUGUUAUUGUUGUUGAUGUAACUUCAAAAAUUAAAACUUGUGUAGAUAACCAUAUAUAAUCAUAUUAAAAGAGAAAACAAGAUUACAUUACCUAUCAUAUUCAGCUUAAAUCUUUACAUUUUGCAAUGUGUCUACGCCUAUGGAGAGUCUCAUGCAAUUUUCACUAUCACUCUCUGGUGUAAAAGACCUCAUAAGAAAUGCGAAGUGGAAAUUUGCCAAAGU
Molecule: messenger RNA, 2065 nt
Organism: Ricinus communis (castor bean)
Lineage: Eukaryota; Viridiplantae; Streptophyta; Magnoliopsida; Malpighiales; Euphorbiaceae
Product: LOB domain-containing protein 22
Exons: 1
Coding region: 407-1144 (245 amino acids)
Source: RefSeq, a predicted model, not a curated record